This is a messenger RNA of Peromyscus maniculatus bairdii (prairie deer mouse), 156 nucleotides long. NCBI's taxonomy places the organism in Eukaryota, Metazoa, Chordata, Mammalia, Rodentia, Cricetidae. The record is from RefSeq and is a predicted model, not a curated record.
AUGAAAAAUAUGAAAAAACCCCAGGAAAUUAGCAAAGGAAAAAGAAAAGAGGAUAGUUUGACUACCUCUCAGAGAAAGCAGAGGGACUCUGAGAUCAUGCAGCAAAAGCAGAAGAUAGCCAAUGAGAAGAAAUCUAUGCAGACAAGAGAAAAAUGA